Molecule: messenger RNA, 1056 nt
Organism: Belonocnema kinseyi
Lineage: Eukaryota; Metazoa; Arthropoda; Insecta; Hymenoptera; Cynipidae
Exons: 3
Coding region: 1-1056 (351 amino acids)
Biological process (GO): DNA integration
Molecular function (GO): nucleic acid binding
Source: RefSeq, a predicted model, not a curated record
AUGAUCCUCCCCGCGGAAAUCAGGCUAACGGAACUUGCGGAAGACCAACAAGCUGAGCCAAGACUAAUACAGUUCUGCGUGUUAUCAAAGUCCUCCUUGAUUAUCAGGAAGAUCAUCUGGGGCGUAAAUAAAUCCGCCGUGUAUUGCGACCUGCCGGGCUAUACCCUACGUCCGCCUGUCAAAGUAACCCGUCACAUUGUAUUAAAACCAGCCCAAAUUUUGGCUCCCGAAUCAAGAUUCAGGCAUAUCCAUAUGGACAUUGUCGGUCCACUACCCGAGUGCGAGGGUUAUAAAUACAUACUUACGGUAAUUGACCGUUUUUCGCGAUGGACAGAAGCCAUUCCGCUUCGUAAUAUCGAAGCGACAGCCGUGUGGAGAGCGCUUUUCGACGGCUGGGUGGCUAGGUUCGGUUCACCGGAAACCCUCACUACCGACCAGGGUCGGAAAACUACCCCGUACCACCCCGCCUCAAACGGAAUGAUAGAACGGUUUCACAGCGCGCUCAAAGCGGCAAUAGUGUGCCAGACUCACUGCGAAUGGACGCGACUGUUAUCAAACGUCAUUCUCGGGCUCAGAACCAGUGUUCUGGACUGUGGGUCGUCCCCAGCGGAAUACCUGCAUGGAAUGACCCUUAGAAUACUGGGCGAAUUUGUCUUACCCGACGACCGCACCUCCGAUCUGCAGGUUUAUUUAAACGAAUUUCGCGCACACAUGAGAAACCUCAAACCGAUUCCCGUCGAUCAUAGAGCCAAGAGAGAAUGCUUCGUGUCAAAAUCAUUAAUAAUUUGUUUACACGUGUUCCUACGCGUGCGAGCGGCGAGGAAGUGCCAAUAUUCAGGACCUCAUCGGGUCAUCAGGCGAAUCGGUGACCGCGUGAUUGAAAUUGAUAUCGAUCGGUCUGCCAAGCGGGUCUCCUUAGAAAGUGUAAAACCAGCGUUCGGUCUAUUCGAUGACUCUGCACUAAAAACGUCGGAAGCGGAACUCUCGACCUUUGUACCAAAACCAAUUAUAAUUACGACUUAUGCAAAGAAAUCGACGGAGAACCUGCUCCUUUAG